UUAUCUUUGUCGAGUUUCGUACACCGAACUCGGAGACAGACGCUUUGAUCGGGUGCUCGGUGAAGAGGCAGCGGUGUGGCCGGCCCCCGCACUUCCUACAGGGACCAUCUGGCACCAGCUGAGACGUCCAUGAGGGGUCGUCAUUUUCAAUUUACGCCCUGCCUAAAUGGAUCGCGUCUUGGACGCGUCUCAAUCUUCCUUCAACAUCCCACUUUCGACACAACUCGUCGUCGUACAUCGCAACAAUGUCUGCAUAUGGAGGAUACACAAAACCGGCAUACGGUGCCCAAGGAGCCGAGGACUCGGGCGGCUUCGUCUACGGUGGCUCGCAGCAAGGCAGCCAGGGCGGAGGAAGAUCCAACCAAGAUGAGUCACUACGACCCGUUACAAUCAAGCAGAUCAUCGACGCCGAGGAACCAUAUCCUGGGGCCGACUUUCGGAUUGACGGCGUCAACAUCACACAAAUAACCUUCGUCGGCCAAGUCCGCGCCAUCAACCCCCAACCCACCAACAUCACCUACCGGAUCGACGACGGCACAGGCAUCAUAGAAGUCAAGAAGUGGGCCGACUCGGACAAGAAAGACGACGAGGUAGCGGACGGCAGCGGCCGGAUCGAGCUGGACCAGUACGUCCGGGUAUGGGGCCGCCUCAAGUCCUUCAACAGCAAGCGCAACGUCGGCGCCUACUUCCUCCGCCCCGUCACCGACUUCAACGAGGUCAACUACCACCUGCUCGAGAGUACCUACGUCCACCUUUAUACCACGCGGGGGCCCAUUGGCGGCGGGGCCAAGGCACCGGGCGGCGCUGGGGGUGGCGAAGACGGCAUCUUCGUGGACGGUGGGCAGGCGGCGUAUAAUGCCGGUGCUGGCGCUGGCGGCGCUGGUGGUGCUGGUGGUGCGGCCGCUGGUGGUGGUCAGCCGAGCAAGCUCAACGGGUGCGGGCCGCUGGCGCAGAGGAUGUAUAAUUUCCUCCUGAACGCGCCGGGAGGGAACGAAGGCGUUCACUUGAAUGUUGUUGCGAGUUCGGCGAGCAUGAGCGUGAGGGAUGUGCUCAGUGCUGCGGAUGAGCUCCUGUCGCAGGGCCUGGUCUACACCACGAUUGACGACGAGACAUGGGCGAUUUUGGACUACUGAUUUGGGGUCGGGUUUAACAUGGAAGAAAAAAAAGAAGAAAAGAAACAAAAAAAGGAAGAAAGGAAGAAAGAAAGGCGGUGGUGCCGCUGGUUGGCUUGGCUGACCCCUGUCGCUCGUUCGAAUUGGGGAGAGGGAAUACUGGCUGGCGUAUGGAAAUCAUGUUAUCUGCUAAACAUGGCACGAAAAGGCUCGGUAGAAUUCUGCUAUGCGGGACAUAUCAAUUUAAAUGAGUGGUCGGUCCCCUUUUUUGCAAGCGUAUCUAGAGGUAAGGACCGACUUCUGGGCGAGAUGGUGUUCGGACCACAGAAACAAACAAAAAGCAAUUUGUUGAAGCAAGGUGAUGUCAACGAUCUAGGUAAAGACGGUGGGUGAGAAACACACGGACAUGUCCCUCCUUUCUCUGUCUCUUGGGGGGGCCAAUCUCAG
Messenger RNA from Sodiomyces alkalinus F11, 1559 nucleotides. Its product is annotated as replication protein A, subunit RPA32. The coding region runs from base 246 to 1133 and encodes 295 amino acids. Gene Ontology annotation, molecular function: DNA binding. Gene Ontology annotation, cellular component: chromosome, telomeric region; nucleus; DNA replication factor A complex. The record is from RefSeq and is a predicted model, not a curated record. The transcript has 4 exons. Gene Ontology annotation, biological process: DNA replication; nucleotide-excision repair; double-strand break repair via homologous recombination. Lineage: Eukaryota; Fungi; Ascomycota; Sordariomycetes; Glomerellales; Plectosphaerellaceae.